AUGAGUUUUGCGGGAAAGCUUUCACCAGACACAGCGAAAAUUGGCGGAAUCGGCCGAUUAGAGGUCCAGGUUGCCGACGAAAAUGCUCAAGUCCAGUGGUUCAAAAACGGAGAAAAGAUGGAGGACAACUCGCAACUUCUCAAAUUCGAGAUGGUUUCCAACGGCCCCCUCCGAGCUUUGAUUAUUAAAAACUGCGUCGCGUCCGACUUUGGCAAAUACGAAGCUGUUGUUGGAGAAGAACGAGUCGAAACUAUCUUUAGAGAGGAGUCUGCUGAUGCUCCAGCGCCUGCUGCCCCUGAAGCAAUAAAAGAAGCCACUCCUGUCUCUGAAGCUUCUAAAAAACCUGUCGUUACCGCCGUUGCCGACGCUGUUGUUGUAAAAAACAUCCCUAAAAAUGUCUAUGCAAAGGAUUUGGCUGACGCUGAAGCUCGAGUCGGAGAAAUUGCAGUCUUUGAAACUAAGGAAUGGUUCGAAAAGCUUGCCGCUGAUCUGCCCGUCCAGUGGUUUUUCCGAGGCAACGAGAUCACCAAGGAAAAAUACUCAAUCCUCAAGUUCGAAGCUGUUUCGGAAGGACUCGUUCGCAAGUUGAUUGUCAAAAAUAUUUCUGCCGAUGAUUUCCAGCGUUUCUCUGUUUCCUGCGAAGGACAGAUCCAAAAUGCCCAUUUGAAGAAGCAAGCUCCUUUUAAAAAGCCACUCAAGGAUGUGACAGGCAUUCAAACGGAAAUCCAAUUGCUCCAGUGCACCCUCAACUCCGCCCAACCUGCCAAGUGGUUUUUCGGCGAUAAAGAAAUCACCAAAGAAAACUUUUCCAUCCUCAAGUUUGAACCGCGAGAAGACAAGAAUAACGUACGAACUCUUAUCAUCAAAAACAUUCGAAACCAGGAUUAUGGACAGUACUCCGUUGAAGUAUCUGGCGAGCGAGUUAGCUGUUCCCUCUUAGCGCCCUUCCCCUUCGUGUCCAAAGUUCGCGAUGCAGAGGGCCCACGCGGCGGAAUCGCCAGAUUUGAACUCAUGGUCUACCCAAAUACAGAAGUCACGUGGUUUCUUGGAAACACCCCCAUUACUCCCCAGAAUUUCAGCAUUUUGAAAUACGAAUCCUCCGAACGACGGGAUGUCCGACAACUCCUCGUCAAAAACAUCAACGACGACGACUACAACGUUUUCAUCAUCGGUGCUGAGGCCAAUGGACACAGAUGCAACGCUCGAGUCAUCGAGGGACCUGGUCUCGGUCAGUCCAGAUUUGCUGGAAAAGAAAUCGCUCCCAAACGAACCAUCAAAGAAGCUCCAGAAGUUGACUACGAUAGCAAACCCAAAGAUCCUAAAUUUGGUGUCUUUGGCCUCAAGGUUCCCACUGGUCUUUCUGAAAAGGCGAUCAAAGAAUUCGUCCUCCAAGCCGCCAUGGAGCGCGACAUGGAACUUGGCCGAAAAUGGGUCCGAAACGGUUCAUCUUUCUGCCGAAACCCUUCUCUUGCAUAA
This is a messenger RNA of Oikopleura dioica, 1476 nucleotides long. Lineage: Eukaryota; Metazoa; Chordata; Appendicularia; Copelata; Oikopleuridae. The record is from the annotation of a GenBank genome assembly.